AUGUCACCAAAACAUCCCAUUCUUGACAGCCACAUCCAUCUCUGGCCAGCAUCAGCUGCAGACGCCAAUGGCCACGCAUGGAUGAACGACCCCAACUUCAUCCUCUCAAAACAACACAUCCUCUCCGACUACACAACAGCAUCAUCCUCACAUCCACCCACCGGUGUAAUCUACGUAGAGACAGAUCGCCGCCUCCAAAACCCCUCUACCUCGUCUCUAGAAUCCUGGGCUGCAGAACCCAUCAAAGAACUGCAGUUCUUACGCAGCAUCGUUGAGGGUGAAUAUGGUGCUGAAGCCUCUAAUCUGCUCCAAGGCAUUGUGACGUGGGCACCUGUACACCAAGGACCGCAAGUGUUUUCCCAAUGGCUGGAAGUAGCUGAACAAACCACCGGGCCAAAGACUUGGGAGCGCGUGAGAGGUUUCAGAUUUNUGCUGCAAGCCAUCACCGACAAGACCGAAUUCGAGAGCUUGGUCUUGAGUGACGAUUUCAUCUCCAUCGUAAAGUCAUUCUCUCAACGAGAGAAAAAAUUCACUNUUGAUGUCGGUAUCGAUCAACGUAGCGGAGGAACCUGGCAACUGGAAACCUUGACCAAAGUCUUGGAGAAACUAUACGACAAUGUGCCAGAAAAUAAGAGAACGGUAUUGGUCUUGAACCACAUGUGCAAGCCAGACUACACGUCCACAUCCUCCGACUCCUUUUCGCGAUGGAAAACUUGCAUCCAGACUUUUGCUUCUUACCCUGGAAUCUUCAUGAAACUCUCGGGCGCUUUCUCAGAACUCAGCAAUGAUGCAACUGCAGUCAAUACUGCAGAUCCCAAAGAAUUGGCAAGCAGGAUACAAGCAUGGACGGAUGUUGUCUUUGACGCAUUCGGCCCGCAAAGAGUCAUGUUUGGGAGUGACUGGCCAGUGUGCAACGUCAAAGGUCCCAAGGGAGAGCAAAGCUGGCCCAUCUGGACAAAUGUCGUAGAAGAAGUGCUGAGCCAAAGGAACUGUACAGAACAAGAAAAGGAGCGAGUGUGGAAUGGGACAGCUAGAGAAGCAUAUGCACUGUGA
This is a messenger RNA of Aureobasidium vineae, 1053 nucleotides long. NCBI's taxonomy places the organism in Eukaryota, Fungi, Ascomycota, Dothideomycetes, Dothideales, Saccotheciaceae. The record is from the annotation of a GenBank genome assembly.